Morus notabilis is the source of this 930-nucleotide messenger RNA. RefSeq names its product esterase AGAP003155. NCBI's taxonomy places the organism in Eukaryota, Viridiplantae, Streptophyta, Magnoliopsida, Rosales, Moraceae. The transcript has 6 exons. The coding region runs from base 78 to 749 and encodes 223 amino acids. The record is from RefSeq and is a predicted model, not a curated record.
AGGAUCAUCCGAACGUGGGCAAAAGAAAAAAAUAAAAAUAAAAAUUUCUAAGGAGUGGGGAAAAAAGAAAAAGAAAGAUGGGAAGCGAAUGUCAUGAGGUUGUGAGAAAACCAAGAUUUUUGUGCCUUCAUGGAUUCAGAACAAGCGGAGAAAUCAUGAAAAAGCAGGUUGAGAAGUGGCCCGAGUCGGUGCUGGAGAAGAUGGAUCUCGUCUUCCUUGAUGGGCCUUUUCCGGCCCAGGGAAAAUCCGACGUCGACGGGAUUUUCGAUCCUCCCUAUUACGAGUGGUUCCGAUUCAACAAGGAAUUUACGGAGUAUUACAACUUUGAAGAGUGCCUUCAAUACAUAGAAGAUUUCAUGAUUAAGAACGGACCUUUUGAUGGUCUCGUUGGUUUCUCUCAGGGGGCGAUAUUAGCGGGGGGUUUGCCGGGGCUACAAGACAAGGGCGUGGCAUUAACGAAGGUUCCGAAAAUACAAAAUUUGAUAAUAAUAGGAGGAGCAAAAUUCAGGUCACCUGUCGUGGUUGAGAAAGCCUACGCGUCUCCGAUUCAGUGCCCUUCUCUUCACUUUUUCGGAGAGACGGAUUUCUUGAAACCUUAUGGACUUGAGUUCUUGGAAUGCUGUUUAGAUCCUGUAGUGAUUCAUCAUCCAAAGGGCCACACUGUCCCAAGACUUGAUGAAAAGAGCUUGCCCACAGUGCAGAGCUUCAUUGAAAAGAUUCAGAAGACAUUGUCUGAGAAAGAAGAAUAGUUACAAGCAAUAUAUGUGCUUAAAUUGGUCCUGUUGUAGCUUUUUCUUUGAAACGAUUUAGUCUAAUUUGAGGGAGGCAAGAUGGGGGACACAUGGUAAAGCCAAAUUGUAAGGUCAUUCUUUUUUGGAAUUGAAGAUUGUCAUAGUAUUCAAAAUAUAAGAAAUCCUAAUUUUACUCUAA